Messenger RNA from Laetiporus sulphureus 93-53, 468 nucleotides. RefSeq lists its product as uncharacterized. The transcript is spliced from 9 exons. Bases 1 to 468 code for a protein of 155 amino acids. The record is from RefSeq and is a predicted model, not a curated record. Lineage: Eukaryota; Fungi; Basidiomycota; Agaricomycetes; Polyporales; Laetiporaceae.
AUGUUCUCCAAGCUCACCGUUGCAUUCUUGGCCGUCGCGAUGGCUCUCGUGCAGGUCAAUGCUGAGACCCAUACUGUGACCUUCAACAACAAGUGUGGCCGCGGCACUCCGUACUUGAGGGCCCAGAACGGUCAAGUCUUGUCCACUGGUGGUGCUUACACUAUUAGCGGACCGCUCAUUGGUGCCAUUGCCUACCUCCAGACCGGUGGCUGCGGUAAUAAUGGAGAGGAUUGCACGCUCAUAGAGACGACGCUCAAGAACGGAUAUAGCAGCACUGAUGUUUCUCUCAUUCCCCCCCACGAGUUUAAUGUCGCUGCUGGAUUCGGUUACUAUGACGGCUGUGACGGUAAGGGCGCCGAUUGUACUUCCGCGGAUUGUACGACUGCUUUCCAUACGUCCGACCAAACCUGGGUGCAGGUUGGGUGUGCGGUUGACAAUGAGAACCUCGUCAUCACGUUCUGCGACUAG